Mytilus trossulus (common blue mussel) is the source of this 2137-nucleotide messenger RNA. RefSeq names its product paired box protein Pax-7-like. The transcript is spliced from 6 exons. Lineage: Eukaryota; Metazoa; Mollusca; Bivalvia; Mytilida; Mytilidae. The record is from RefSeq and is a predicted model, not a curated record. Gene Ontology annotation, molecular function: DNA-binding transcription factor activity, RNA polymerase II-specific; RNA polymerase II cis-regulatory region sequence-specific DNA binding. The coding region runs from base 353 to 1696 and encodes 447 amino acids. Gene Ontology annotation, biological process: anatomical structure development; regulation of transcription by RNA polymerase II.
GCUUUAUCCAACCACAAGUUUCAAAUAAAAAAUAACUUCGUAAUUGUCAGAUAUAUAUGUUAAAAACCUUUGUCCCGUUUCUUCAUGGUUUAUUAUCAUCAGGCGAAAUGAUCAUAACUGCCAUAAAAUAUUAGUUCCACGCUCAAAUAUUUAUAAUUAUAAGGAGUCAUUCCGUUAUUUUGAUUUUCAACAACUUCUGAAACUGACAAUUUCGCACGUGGAGCAUAAUAGGAGAAAUUGGGAAAUAUUAUUUGAAAAGUUAGAAAAAACUUUUAUGCAUGUAAAAUUUGUUACAAUUCAUUUGGACUAAAUUGGCUGACAAGAUAUUUGAAAUAGUGGACUUUUUUAACCAAUGUACCCAAAUAAGAUGCUGAACAAUAUGUUUUCGUAUCAUCUCGCUGCUUUAGGACUGAUGCCCGGUCUACAUAUGGAAGGUCAAGGCAGAGUAAAUCAGUUGGGUGGCGUCUUUAUCAAUGGUCGACCUUUGCCAAAUCAUAUACGAUUACAAAUUGUAGAGUUAGCAUCCCAAGGAGUGAGGCCGUGUACAAUUAGUCGACAACUUCGAGUGUCCCAUGGCUGUGUCAGUAAAAUCCUGCAGCGUUAUCAAGAGACCGGCAGCAUCAGACCAGGUGUCAUUGGUGGCAGCAAACCAAGGGUGGCCACACCGGAAGUAGAGAAGAGAAUUGAAGAUUACAAGAGAGAGAAUCCGGGUAUUUUUAGUUGGGAGAUUAGAGACAGAUUGAUCAAAGAUAAUAUAUGUGACAGAACAACGGUUCCGAGUGUAAGUUCCAUCAGUCGAGUGCUCCGCAGUAAAUUUCACAGAACUGAUUCAGAGGAAGAAGGCGACUUAAGUUGCGACGAGGAAGAAAUGGAGAAAAAAGAGGAAAUACGACAGAAUCACAGUAUAGACGGGAUUCUACGAGGAGACGACAAGAAAGGUUCUGAUGAGGAGUUAUCUGACUGUGAAUCGGAACCAGGGUUACACCUGAAGCGUAAACAGCGACGUAGUAGGACUACUUUCACAGCGGAGCAAUUGGAAGAAUUGGAACGUGCGUUUGAACGUACUCACUAUCCGGAUAUAUAUACGCGUGAGGAGUUAGCUCAACGUACAAAGUUGACGGAGGCCCGUGUACAAGUGUGGUUCAGCAAUAGAAGAGCUAGAUGGAGGAAACAAGUUGGCAGCAAUCAGAUCUCGGCCCUCAACAGCCUCCUACAAGUUCCCGGUGGAAUGCCAAACCACUCUUACAUGCUCCAUGACCCCUCAACCUAUCCAAUCCCAACAGCUCAAGAUAGUCUGUGGCACAGGAAUACAGUUGCUCAAUCAUUACAGUCACUAAGCCAGACCCUCAAACCUGGAGAACCCUCAUAUGCUGGCAUCAUGGAUUCAUAUCUGUCUCAUACAUCACAGGUUAACAGCAUGGCCGCUCACAGCAAUGCAGAAACAUUUACAAAUAGUUGGAAUAGUCCAGUGACGUCAACAGUUAGCUCCCUUCCAUAUGCAGCGACUUCCGGUCAUUAUCCUCAUCCAUACCCAGAUAUGUCCAAGUACUAUAACUCUCACAUAGCUGGAGUACCAUCAUCCAUGGAGAGAUGUGCAGUUGAUGACAGUCUUGUAGCUUUAAGGAUGAAGUCACGUGAGCAUUCUGCUGCCUUAGGAUUGAUGCACGAUUCUGGGAAAAUGACGGCUAGCUAUUGAUUCAAAGAAUUUUAAAUGAUUGUCAAUCGCCUUUGAUUUUUAUAGGCAAUGGAAAGACCGGUAUGUAACCCGAGGCAGGAAUCUCACUGCAUGGUUUGCGAGAUUUGAAAUGGAGGACCCAGAAAUUCCAGACCGGAAGUAUUACAGAUGGAAUAGCACGUGCCUUAAAAUGAUGUCUGUAUGAUAUAAUGAAUGACAUUCAAGCAAAGAAUGACGUUUUAGCGUAUCUCUUAUUGACAUGUGUCUUUUGUAAUGUGUAUAUUGUUAAAUACGGACAAAACUUUUAUGUCUGAAAUGAAAUAUUCUUGCUCUUUCUGAUGACCUUUGGCAGUAAUUCAUAUUAGAUAUAUAUUGUGUGUACUAUUGCUAUAUCAUUGAAAUCUCAUUGUAUGUAUAUAUAUAUAUUAUUCAACUCAUUCAUCUAUCCUGUGCUUUAUUCUA